UCUGAGCAGAGUGGAAAGUCAUCUAAGAAGCUGCUGUUUCACAAGAUCUGGGCACAGAGCUGCCCCUCCCUUCCUCCCUGAAGUUUGCAUGAAGUGCACGUUAGGCUGUAAUUAGGGGAUCUGGGAGGAGAACUUUCCUGGUGACGCUUUGCUUUUCUUCUGCUCUUGGUGAGAAAGUGCCUCCUUCUUCCCAGGACCAGGACCUCUGCCAUCCAGCGCCACAAAGACACAUUCUGCGCUCAGGCACACACACACACACACACACACACACACACACACACACACACUUGCCCAGAGACAAACUUAAGGUGAGGAGAAAGAGCGCUAGCUUCACUUGAUCUCCAGGCUCCAACCUCAGCAGGACUUGAGAGCAUCUGAACUUCUGGAUUUCAGGACAAGUGAAGAAGAUUCUUUGGGUUAUAAAGAUGAUGAAGAGUCUACUUCUCCUGGUGCUGAUUUCAAUCUGCUGGGCUGAUCAUCAUUCAGACAACUUCACUCUAGAUCAUGACAGAGUUAUUCACAUCCAAGAAAAUGGCCCCCGUCUACUCGUAGAAGCAGAACAAACCAAGGUGUUCUCACAUAGAGGUGGCAAUGUUACACUGCCAUGUAAAUUUUAUCGAGACCCUACAGCAUUUGGCUCAGGAACCCACAAAAUCCGAAUCAAGUGGACCAAGCUAACUUCAGAUUACCUCAAGGAAGUGGACGUUUUUGUUUCCAUGGGAUAUCACAAGAAAGCCUAUGCAGGCUACCAGGGCAGAGUGUUUCUGAAGGGAGGCAGUGAUAAUGAUGCUUCUCUGGUGAUCGCAGACCUCACCCUGGAGGAUUAUGGGAGAUAUAAGUGUGAGGUGAUUGAAGGAUUAGAAGAUGAUACUGCUGUGGUAGCAUUAGAUUUGCAAGGUGUGGUGUUCCCUUACUUCCCACGACUGGGGCGCUACAAUCUCAAUUUUCACGAGGCACAGCAGGCUUGUCUGGACCAGGAUGCUGUGAUUGCCUCCUUUGACCAACUGUACGACGCCUGGCGGGGCGGGCUGGAUUGGUGCAACGCCGGCUGGCUCAGUGACGGGUCUGUGCAAUAUCCCAUCACAAAGCCCAGGGAACCCUGUGGAGGCCAGAACACGGUGCCCGGUGUCAGGAACUACGGGUUUUGGGACAAAGAUAAAAGCAGAUACGAUGUUUUCUGUUUUACAUCUAACUUCAAUGGCCGUUUUUACUACCUGAUCCACCCCACCAAGCUGACCUAUGAUGAAGCGGUGCAGGCUUGUCUCAACGAUGGUGCUCAGAUUGCCAAAGUGGGCCAGAUCUUCGCUGCCUGGAAACUUCUGGGAUACGACCGCUGUGAUGCGGGCUGGUUGGCGGAUGGCAGUGUCCGCUACCCCAUCUCUAGGCCAAGAAGGCGCUGCAGUCCUACUGAGGCUGCCGUGCGCUUUGUGGGUUUCCCAGACAAAAAGCAUAAGCUGUAUGGCGUCUACUGCUUCAGAGCAUACAACUGAGGGUGCCCCUAGAGCACGCCAGUGUCAAGGUCAUUGAGAACAUGUGAAAGGUGUUUUUUUUUUUUUCAAUACGAACUCAUGCAAGUUUUACCAAAACUGUGAUAACCCUUUUUUACUUACUGUAAAGAGUCAUUUUCAUAAAGACCAAUUCAUCAAUUUGGUUUUUUUGUAAAGCUAUCACUCAGUAUAUAUUAUAAAUUAAUAUAAUUUUAAGGGAAGCGCUACACAAGGAGGCUUUAGAGCCAAACUGUUUCGGCUACAUCAUCCCAGCGAAGUAUCCUUUCUUGAAUGGGGCACGCGAUAGCUUGAGAAUUGCUAGGAUUAAAUUAAGGGAAGCACGGCUACUCAGAGCAGCAGCUCCCACAAGCACAAAUUUUACACAUUUGUACAAUUUUGAAAUGUACUACAAUCAGCAAAUUAGAGCAACAGAUUUGAAAUACAGGCUUCUUUACAUAAACUGAGAUUCUGAGAGAUUGCACAAAACUCAGUUACACAUGGGACAAUCUACACUUUUCUAAAAGGUAUUAUUUCAAGUCUGCAAUAGACACAAUGUUUUACUCUUAAAAAAUCCUGCCUUUUGACCAAGAAAUAAAAAUUUAAAAAAAUUCAUAUGGACUCCAAUGCAUAUUAACAAGCACAGUUAAAACUCCUUAAUAACCCCAUUUAUAUGAAGUAUGAAACGUAAAUAAGCAGAUAAUAUUUAACCAGUGAAAGACUCCUAUCUUCUUUUAAUUAAAAUUACACAUGCCUGAGAAGAAUGGUUCUAUCUUUUGAGUAGCUUUACUGAAUUAUAUUUAAAUUCUAAGGGCCAUUUGCUAAGCAGCAUUAGCAUCUACUCAGGGCAGUUAUAUAGAUAAACUGCUGGACAGAAAAAUUGUAAAAUUUAGCAGCUUGAUUUUAUGUUAGCCUAUGAAAUAUUAUUGUCCUAUAAAAAUAACUUUAAACUAUUUAAUAUUUCCUUAUUUACCUUACAUGAAUAAAACUUAAAUCACCAAAAUAAUGUGUAACUAUACACUUGCCUAAACAAAUACGGACCCGACAUUCAAAAUUCUUACUAUUCUUAUUUGUAUGUUUACUAGAAAGCCCAACUGGUGCCUGUGUGGGAGGAAAAAAGUGAACAAGUGGUUCUAAACCUUCCUCCAUAUAGAAAAUGUGGUCAAUGAUAUCACUUUCCUUGCUGGUCGUCAUUAGGCUCAAAUGAAAUGUGGAAGCUCUCAGCAAAGAAAGAGUUUACACUAAAAUCUUCAAGGCUGUAAAUGAAAGGGUAAGACCAGCUUCAGAAAAACAACUUUAGACAUUAGCAGCUCCAAUAUUAAAUAAAGCUCUGUUUUCCUAUAUUUUUAUGACUGUUGAGACCCCGCAGGGACCAAUAUUUGUAUUCAAAUUACAUUUCAUGGUUUCCCAUUGUUUCACAAUGAGUUCUAAUAAAUGGGAUUUACUAUAAUAAUCCAAGUAUGACAUAGCUGGUAUGCUUUCAUGAAUGUUUUUAUGUAGAUUUUCCUCCCGUGAACAUGAGUAAAUAAAUCUGUUUCCUGAA
Molecule: messenger RNA, 3027 nt
Organism: Neofelis nebulosa (Clouded leopard)
Lineage: Eukaryota; Metazoa; Chordata; Mammalia; Carnivora; Felidae
Gene: HAPLN1
Product: hyaluronan and proteoglycan link protein 1
Exons: 5
Coding region: 426-1490 (354 amino acids)
Biological process (GO): cell adhesion
Molecular function (GO): hyaluronic acid binding
Source: RefSeq, a predicted model, not a curated record